Cylindrotheca closterium is the source of this 2289-nucleotide messenger RNA. The record is from the annotation of a GenBank genome assembly. Lineage: Eukaryota; Bacillariophyta; Bacillariophyceae; Bacillariales; Bacillariaceae.
AUGAUGCCAAGCAAUCACGAGGAGUCGAAAGCGACUGAUAGCGAGGACGACCGCAAGCCGGCCGCAUUGCCGUCUCAUAGACAAAGAAAGCAGUGGCAACACCAAUCUCAAGAUGGAUCCAAAAAAGGAUCUUUUUUGGAUCCACCGUCAGCGAAUGCGGUAGCUGCGACUGCCAAUCGGAAGAGACCUACAUUUGACUCUUCAGAUGACGGUCUCCUUGCGUCUCUCAGUAACUGCGAGAAGGCUUCAGAAGGAUCCAAAAACGCUGCGGUCAAAAUAACAAAAGAGUCUCCAGAAGAUACAGCGAACACCAAUGCUGUAGCGCGCAAUAGGAAGAGCCCACCCACUGCAAUAGACUCAGACGUCGAUCCCCAUGUGUACCUUAAAGGAGAAGGAGAGACACCAAAAAUUUCAACAAGGAUGAAAGAGAAGGCAAUCGUGGUUGGUACUAACAAUGACUGCAAGCCCGCAGCAUUGCCAACUUCUCCUCCUACUACACCCAGAAAGCGUCAAUACCAACCUGGAGUUGAUAAUGUUACGGAUUCAAAGCGGCGACAGACCAACCAAGAUAUACAAAAUCUCAACCCAAACAUUCCAAAUUGUUCCGCUUUGCUCUCUUCUUCUCCGCAGCGAAAAUUGGACUAUCAACUAGCGGCUAUGCUUCAAGAGCAAGAAUAUCAACUCAAGAAGGCAGAUGCUGAGAAGGAACAUGAAGCAAUGACCAAGUCCCCCUAUGGUAAAGCCGUCCUUGUGGUUCAGGAGAUUCUGGAACUGACCAAAAAUACCAAGGACCAAGCCAAGAACGAGUAUCCCAACUUUGCUCAGAACUUUGACUCGGUGAGCACCGAUGAUAUGGUCUUCUUGGCCAAAAAUCUAUUGGAGAAGCAGCGCGAAUUUCUUGCUUCUGGGAUUCUCGGGUUUGUUGAUAUCGGAUACCACUAUACCGAUUCCACAAAUUUGAACAGCAUUCGUACAAAUGGUCUCAUGACCAGGAACGAACGAGAUUCGCAAGGAAUACAAGCUCACCGAUUCCAUGGCAGCACUUAUGGUGACGGUGUCUAUACUGGGAACAGUCCAACAAAGUUUGCGGGCUAUGGUAACACUGGACUGAUCGUCGGUCGUUUACUGGGAACUAUGAAAACGUUUGGGCAACAAACUACUGAUGGUGCCAACACUGUUCUUGUGCCCGAUCGCGAAAUCGUCGUCCUCAAGACCUCUGCCCAAUGCUUGCCCAUGAUUAAGUACGACAUGGAGCUAGCUGGAUCUCAAGAAGGGCAAGAUUUCAUCCAAAGAUUACACAAAUCGCUGCAAGAGAUCCUAGACCAGGUUUUCAAUCCAGGCUUGAGAGGACCACCGGUACUACCCACGCCUUGGAAUGUAGCAACAGCUUCAAGCAAUGCGCGUGGUGGAAAUGCGACGGUGCCGCCAUCAUUCAUUGCACAGAAUUCAUUUGUCAGUUCCAAUCGUGGGCCUCCUCCUACCCAAUAUUUUGGUCCCGGAUCAUCGUUCAAAAACCUCCCAGGCCCUGCCGCAGUUAACAGAUAUUUGAUUGGAGGCAAAAGCAAUCCCCGAAUCAGCACAAUCGGAAAAGCUGUACUUCAAUACAUUGCUCCAGAAAGGCUCUCUGGUGCUGUCAACCCAACCGAAGCCUUCUGCCUUCCUCCUUCAUCGUGCAACUUUCAGAGUGACUGUGUUAUCUGUCACGAUGCCCUUUCCGAUCCUCCGUGUUGUGUCGCUUUGAAGGUAUGCAACCAUGUAUUUCACAAAGACUGUAUCGAGCAAGCUUGCAAGUUCGGUUCCAAAUGUCCAACUUGUCGCAAAUGCAUCGGAACGCCACUUGGAAAAUCGCCAUCUGGUUCCAUGUCUAUCAGUAUCACUAAUAAGCUAAAGUGCAGCGGAUUUCCGAGUUUUCAUACGAUUGUGAUUGUGUACUCCAUGCAGGCAGGAACCCAAAAGCACUACCACGAGAAUCCAGGACAACCCCAUCCGGACAAGCAUGCAACUGCCUACCUUCCAAACAAUACUUUCGGUCGAAAUCUUCUCAAGAGACUCAAGUUUGCUUUUCUCCAUGGAUUAACAUUUACGAUUGGUACAUCUAUGACGACGGGUGCUACCAACCAAUGUACUUGGUCAUCCAUUCACCACAAGACACACCCAGAUAGUACAGUGCAUGGAUUUCCUGAUCCCAAUUACUUUGCCAAUUGCAAUGGAGAGCUAGAUAGCGCCAAUGUACCUGCCGCGAAUCUACUUGACGUCGAUGGACAAAAAUUGGUUACUACGCAGCAUUAG